AUGGGGUUCACUGAAGCGAGCCGAGGAGCCUUAAUCCAAUCUCUCAUCAAGUCCAUGGAUACGUACGGCUGUCAAGGCGCGGAUAUCAAUUUGAAAUAUCCUGCUGAGCCGAAGCGCGGAGGUCGUAAAAAGGAUACUGACAACCUCGUACUCCUCAUGAACGAGAUGAAGGGACAGUUUGGCGAGAGGUAUGGUAGGAGUCUUACCAUCGCGCCUGACUAUUGGUACCUGCACGGCUUCAAGCCAGCCGAGAUGCAGAAAGUGCGCUCCCAAACCAACAUCACUGAGAUCAAGAAGAAUCCUGAACCGCUGUGGUUUGACGGCGUUGAUCCUGCAAAAAUCGGCAUGAACCUCGCAUACUCUAGACGUGCGUAUACACUAGCCGAUCCAAGCUGUAUUUUGAUUGACUUCGACGUGGGCGCUGGGCUUUGA
Bipolaris zeicola 26-R-13 is the source of this 432-nucleotide messenger RNA. Its product is annotated as glycoside hydrolase family 18 protein. The transcript is spliced from 3 exons. The record is from RefSeq and is a predicted model, not a curated record. Bases 1 to 432 code for a protein of 143 amino acids. Lineage: Eukaryota; Fungi; Ascomycota; Dothideomycetes; Pleosporales; Pleosporaceae. Gene Ontology annotation, biological process: carbohydrate metabolic process.